Penicillium riverlandense is the source of this 1095-nucleotide messenger RNA. RefSeq lists its product as uncharacterized. Lineage: Eukaryota; Fungi; Ascomycota; Eurotiomycetes; Eurotiales; Aspergillaceae. The transcript has 3 exons. The coding region runs from base 1 to 1095 and encodes 364 amino acids. The record is from RefSeq and is a predicted model, not a curated record.
AUGUCACAAUCACAAGCAUCCGAAUCGCAGACAUCCUUCUAUGCUGAGUCGUUUCUUGAUCCUAACCUCCUUCAACCAGAUGAUCCCUUUGAGCUACCAAGCAGCCAGCCAACAGUGUCUUCAAUACCAAUCUCAGAUUUUACCUACUCUCUACGUUACUCCGAUGCCCCUACUUCACUUACGCGCGUUGGCCCUACCCUCCAAAGAUUCUGGGUCCUCUAUAAUGCCGACAAAGGGAUGGAGGUUUCUCGGAAACAGUUCGUGGAUUGGUGGUUAACAACAGACUUUGGCUUAAGGAAAGAGCUACAGACUACUAUCCGCUGGGACGGGAAGAAAAAGUCUGAUAUCUGGGAGCGCUUUGAUCAGGUUGCACAUCAAAAGACCUGCGAGCCUAAGGUUAUGUCGCUUGUCGUACCGCAUGCCCCACCUAAUAAGAUAUUCAGUCAGAAUGUCUUUGAGGAGAAGCUUCUUGAAUUCAUUACAUCCGCCCCACUCCUAUUUCGAAUCAUUGAACAGACACAGUUCAAGGAUCUACUCGAUAUGGUGCAAUCAGCUAGUUCUAGGCUCAAUAUUCCUUCCGCAAGGAGUAUCCGGCGCCGUCUAGAAAUGUCAGUGGAAAAACAACAUCAGAGCGUUCUUAGUAAACUUCCAGAAGGAAGCCGCCUCGCUAUUGCACUUGACUGCUGGACAUCUCCCUUUAACCAAGCAUUUAUGGCGAUCACAGGCUAUUUUCUUGACGAGAAUUGGAACUAUAUGGAGGUGCUUCUUGGUUUUGAGCCUCUCCAUGGGUCACAUACUGGAGGGAAUCUAAGCAAGACUGUCAUUCAGAUCCUCCAGCAGCACAGCGUCGCCAACCGGGUAUCAUCAAUCACCACUGAUAAUGCAUCGAACAACAACACUAUGAUCACAGGUGUCCAGGAGAUAGUACAAUCACUCGGUCUAAGCAACAACUCUAUUCUCCGAGUUCCAUGUAUUGCUCAUGUGAUUCAGCUUAGCCUAAACCAGCACCUCGGAAGGAUGAUAGCAAAGCCAGUGAAUCAAGAAGUAGAGACUGAGUGGUCUGACAAGCGCACCCGGUCGCUACAAUCUCGGUGA